This is a messenger RNA of Scylla paramamosain (green mud crab), 2744 nucleotides long. Its product is annotated as sialin-like. Gene Ontology annotation, biological process: transmembrane transport; monoatomic anion transport. Bases 244 to 1845 code for a protein of 533 amino acids. The record is from RefSeq and is a predicted model, not a curated record. Lineage: Eukaryota; Metazoa; Arthropoda; Malacostraca; Decapoda; Portunidae. Gene Ontology annotation, molecular function: transmembrane transporter activity. The transcript is spliced from 10 exons. Gene Ontology annotation, cellular component: membrane.
CAGUUCCAGAAUAAGUAUACAUUAAUGUAUACUUAGUGAGACGUGUAUUCAAGACACGUGUGGCACCACUGUUCCUGUGUAUCGAGAACCUAGAGAACAUCAAGUGUUUGUGGUGUGGCAGCGCAAAACACGUCUCUUUGGAGGCCGUGGCACGGAUCGACACUCGGACAGCAAAAAUAGCCAAAAAUUGGAAAGUUGCAAACUGAAUAGCUAUUUCAUCAAGAGAGAGAGAGAGACUUGGCAAUGAGUGUAGACAGCUCGGGCAGCGAUGGUUGCGUGGGUCAGGCGGCGCCUGGACGGGACAGUGGCAAAGUGAACAAGGGCCUGGUGCUCACUGGUGACUUAGAGCCGAACAAAGGAGAAGUAAUCUUUUCAUGUGUCGCCGAGUCGUCACACAAGUCCGUUACUUCUAGCGACUCAAGCGGCGGCUCGUGGUGGAAUGCGAGAAACGCUCUGGGAGUGUUGAUCUUCCUGGGACUGAUGAUGGCGUUCCUACACAGAGUGGCGCUCUCCAUCACCAUCGUGGCCAUGGUGACCAGAAAUGUGACCGUGACGUUAAACAACGGCACAUGCCCAAUCACUGACGAGCAUCUCAGCGACAAUUAUGUACAAGGUGAAUUUGACUGGGAUGAACAAACACAGUCGAUUCUUUUGGGUGCUUUCUUCUAUGGCUACACGGCAACAAACUUCAUCGGGGGACGUGCGGCGGAGUACCUUGGGGGACGCCUCAUGUUCGGCCUGGGCAUUCUCAUUCCCUCCAUCCUGACGCUGCUGUCCCCCUUGUGUAUCAAUACGUCGGCCAAUCUGUUCAUUGCCCUCAGAGUGUUGGAGGGACUGACGCAGGGGAUGGUGUUUCCCUCAGUGCACUUGAUGAUUGCAGCCUGGAUCCCGCCCAAGGACAAAGCCAAAUACUCCAGCUUUGUUAUGUCAGGUUCAAAUUUUGGAACGGUGGUGGCCAUGGCAGUCGGUGGGUGGCUCUGCAACACCACCUUCUUGGGCGGGUGGCCUUCCGUCUUCUACAUAUUUGGAGGUUUGGGUGUAAUUUGGGGAAUUCUGUGGUUUCUCCUGGCACAUGACCUUCCCGAGCAGCAUCCCAGGAUCUCCGCCUCAGAGCUGCAGUACAUCCUGAAGCACCGAUAUUACGUCAAGAGAGACAAGGUGGUGGCCAUUCCCUGGCAACACAUCGUGACGUCAGCUCCGUUCUGGGCCAUCAUGGCGGCAAGUUUCUGUGAUAACUUCAGUUUCUAUACUCUCCUAACAGAACUUCCUACGUACUUCAGUAAUAUUUUGCACUUCGAUAUGAGUAGCAAUGGGUUACGCUCGGCCCUGCCCUACGCCAUCCAGUGUGUGACGUCUGUGUUGUGGGGGAUUUUCAUAGACGCCUUGCACGCCAGAAAUUACGUCUCCCUCGUUGUGGUUAGAAAGUUGUCAACAUCGAUAGCCCUGUACGUGUCGGCAGCGGGGUUGGUGGCAAUGAUAUGGGUGGAGUGCGACCCUGUGUGGGCCAUCAUAGUCAUGUGCCUGUCGGUGAGCGCCACUGGACCGAUCAACAGCGGCUCCUCCAUAUCCGAACAGGACAUCGCCCCAAACUUCGCCGGCACGCUCAAGGGCCUCACCAACACCCUGGGCUCCGCCACGGGCUUCCUGGCGCCGGCCGUGACAGGAGCCAUCAUCAACAACAACCAAACUCUGAAAGCGUGGAACACUGUUUUCAUCAUUUCUGCUUCAUUCAAUGUGUUUUUCUGCUCCAUCUUUGUCAUCUUCGGAACAGCGGAAGUCCAGCCCUGGAAUUACCCGCAGCCACGAAAAGAGGUCCGCGUCAUCACGAUUUUCGAUAAUGAAUAAAAACUCCUCAUACUCUUUGACUUUCCUUGAGGGCUGUCUUUGUAUCAUGAACAAAUCCCAAGGUAGUAAUGUCAACUAAGACCUACGCACACAAAAUAUUGCCACCCAUACACUUUAUCCUGCUUCAUUAGAAGAGUGGUGGGGAAGGAGGUACAGGGCAGGAGAUUCUCUUUUCUUUCCGAUAACUCUUUAGUUCUUCCACUGAACUUGCAAUGUGUUGCUCAUCAGUUUCAUCACCGCUUGAUGAUGAGCGUACUAGACUGACGACCUCUGGCACUGUUUUACUUAUACUUGGUGUUUGUUGGUGCACGGCUGGAGGGCUGGUUACCUUUCAAUUGUUUCUUGCAUUUCCACCGUCCUUAAGUAAGGUGGUUUUCAACCCUUUUCUUCUCAUGGCGCGCCAAGUUGGGCGGUGAGAAGAGUGAGGCACACCAUCAUCAUUUAAAAAUUGAGGUGAUGAAUGCUAAUAACCCUUCAUGCGUUAAGCAUGUUAAUUACUGCUAAUUAUCUAUUAUUUUGCAUGGUUUAUUAUGGCUUUCAAAGUAUUACUUUCUUUUGUAUAUUCAUUACUUCAAAAUUACAAAGAAAUAUGAUGUCCUUGAUAAAGCUACCAGCUAUCUACCACAACAAAAACAUUUCCAACACAAGAUAGUGAUUUUAUUCAUGAACAAGGACGUGUACACUCUGAACCUCCCUGCCUGUUUCUGUAUUUCCUCCUUCCUAUGACUUGAACUCUUUCAUGUGGGAGUUCUCAAGACACUUAUCCUCUGUUCAUUUUUCAUUGAUAUAGAAACUAUAUAGGAACUGGCAAUACGUGUAUUUUUUUUUUCAUAAUUGCCCUUGGCCAGUUAUCCUCUUACAUAAAAAAAAUAAUAAUAAAUAAUAAAUAAAUGAAUAAA